Molecule: messenger RNA, 1728 nt
Organism: Lontra canadensis (Northern American river otter)
Lineage: Eukaryota; Metazoa; Chordata; Mammalia; Carnivora; Mustelidae
Gene: NADK
Product: NAD kinase
Exons: 12
Coding region: 84-1577 (497 amino acids)
Biological process (GO): NADP+ biosynthetic process; NAD+ metabolic process
Molecular function (GO): NAD+ kinase activity
Source: RefSeq, a predicted model, not a curated record
CCCAAGUUCCUGAUAUCCUUGCCCCCCUUUCUACUCACUCUUGGUGACCCCACUGCCCAGUGGUCCCAGGAGAGUAGUGAGACAUGUCCCGUUUUGUGCCCAUCUGUGUUUGGAGUCUCUGCACACAAGGCCGGAAGACCUCACCAGAGGAGACUGAGCACCGCAGGCGUCAGUGUUUUUCUGACCGGAGCCCUUGUUUACCGACUGUGGAAACGGAACACGAGAAAGUCAACAUGAGUAAGGCGCAGAGCGCAGAUCCCGCCUCAUACCGCUGCUCCGCGUGCCAUGGGGACGAGGACUGGGGGCCCAACCACCCCAUCCGGGGCCGGGCCAAGUCCCGCAGCCUGUCUGCCUCGCCCGCCCUGGCGAGCACCAAAGAGUUCAGGAGGACUCGCUCUCUGCAUGGGCCAUGCCCGGUGACCACAUUUGGACCAAAGGCCUGCGUGCUGCAGAACCCCCAGACCAUCAUGCACAUCCAGGACCCUGCCAGCCAGCGGCUGACGUGGAACAAGUCCCCGAAGAGUGUUCUCGUUGUCAAGAAGAUCCGGGACGCCAGCCUACUGCAGCCCUUCAAGGAGCUGUGCGUGUACCUGAUGGAGGAGAACAACAUGAUUGUGUAUGUGGAGAAGAAAGUUCUGGAAGACCCUGCCAUAGUGAGCGAUGACAACUUCGGACCAGUCAAGAAGAAGUUCUGCACCUUCAGAGAAGAUUAUGAUGACAUUUCCAAUCAGAUCGAUUUCAUCAUAUGCCUGGGAGGGGAUGGGACCCUGCUGUACGCAUCCUCGCUGUUCCAGGGCAGCGUGCCUCCAGUCAUGGCGUUCCACCUGGGUUCCCUGGGCUUCCUGACCCCCUUCAACUUUGAGAACUUUCAGUCCCAAGUUACUCAGGUGAUACAGGGGAAUGCGGCCGUAGUUCUUCGGAGCCGGCUGAAGGUCAGGGUCGUGAAGGAACUCCGAGGGAAGAAGACAGCGGUGCCCAACGGGGUCAGUGAGAAUGGCGUGCUGCCCGCGGACCUGGACGCAGAGGUCGGGAAGCAGGUCAUGCAGUACCAGGUCCUGAACGAGGUGGUGAUUGACAGAGGCCCCUCCUCAUACCUGUCCAACGUGGAUGUCUACCUGGAUGGGCACCUCAUCACCACGGUGCAGGGUGACGGGGUGAUCGUCUCCACCCCGACGGGCAGCACAGCGUAUGCGGCCGCCGCCGGGGCCUCCAUGAUCCACCCCAACGUGCCAGCCAUCAUGAUCACACCCAUCUGCCCCCACUCGCUGUCAUUCCGGCCUAUCGUGGUCCCUGCGGGGGUCGAGCUGAAGAUCAUGCUGUCUCCAGAAGCAAGGAACACUGCAUGGGUGUCCUUCGACGGACGAAAGAGACAGGAGAUCCGCCAUGGGGACAGCAUCAGCAUCACUACCUCUUGCUACCCGCUCCCCUCCAUCUGCGUCCGAGACCCCGUGAGCGACUGGUUCGAGAGUCUGGCGCAGUGUCUCCACUGGAACGUGCGGAAGAAGCAGGCACACUUCACGGAGGAGGAGGAGGAGGAGGGGGCGGGGGAGGGGGAGGAGGAAGAAGGGGAGGGCUAGGCCUGAGCUCCUUCUGUCCACACUAGGGACCCCAGAGACCCGAAGCCGCUCCGCUGCCUCGUUCCCACUUGCCCUCUGGGAGCAGGCUGACCUGAGCACCUGCGCUGUGAGCCCCGAGCAGGCAUCAGAAGUCACAGCACUUUCUUUUGUA